Molecule: messenger RNA, 2589 nt
Organism: Prorocentrum cordatum
Lineage: Eukaryota; Dinophyceae; Prorocentrales; Prorocentraceae
Source: the annotation of a GenBank genome assembly
AUGGUGGUUCGAUCCCCUGCCAGCGCGUCGGCGGUCGCGGGCGGGGCAGGCGACGGCCCCGCGCCGCCCCGCGCGGCGCUCGACGGGGUGGUGGGCCUCAAGGGCAAGGCCAAGGCCGCGCCCGUGCUGAAGGCCUGGGCUGUUGGGGCGGCGCAGGGCGAGCAGGACCCCAUGACGGCAGCGACGGCGACGAGGGAGAUGGCCACGAGCGUCUGCCUCGAAGACUACCCGCUCCCGUACUGCGCCGGGCGGUGGCCCACGGAGUACCCGACUUCCGGGGGCUUCCCCGAGGGCUUCGUGUGGGGCGUGGGCACCGCCGCGUACCAGGUCGAGGGGGCCUACCGCGAGGAUGGGCGUGGCGCCUCGGUCUGGGACGUCUUCACCGGCGCGGACACGGUGGGCAUGCCCGGGGCGGACUGCAGCUACUGCUGCAGGAGCGCGCCGUGCGAGCCCGCGGCCGGCAUGCAGAGCGCAGGCUCUACUGGCAAUGUAGCCGACGACCAUUACCACAUGUGGCGGAGUGAUGUUGCCCUCAUGCGGGCCAUGGGUCUGAAGCACUACCGAUUCAGCAUAUCCUGGCCUAGGCUGAUCCCCACGGGCAGGAUAGAGGAUGGGAUCAACGAGAAGGGUUUGAUGUGGUACCACAACCUUAUCGACGGCUUGCUAGCUGCGGGCAUCACUCCGUAUGUCACGCUUUUCCAUUGGGACCUCCCGCAGGGCCUUCUUGACCCAGCAAUGAACAAGUCAGCAUGGUGGUCGAGAGAUGAGAACGGUGUGCCCGACGGCCAGAUAACUGAUGCGUACGUGGCGUUCGCAGACCUCUGCUUCGCAUCGUUCGGUGACAAGGUCAAGUGGUGGUUCACUUUCAACGAGCCUUGGACCGACCUAUGGGUCGGCAUCCAGGACGGCCUGUUCAGCGACCAUGGCAGAGACCCGUGGAUUGGUGGUCAUAACGUGUUGGUCGCCCACGCUGCGGCCGUGGAACGUUACCGCACUGCGUACCAGCCUGCGCAGGGCGGGCGCAUCGGGAUCGUUCUCAACAGCGAGUGGGCGGAGCCCAAGACGCUCGAGGCCGCCAGCGUCGAGGCCAGCCAGAGAGCCCUGGCCUUCACCCUGGGGUGGUUCGCAGAUCCCAUAUUCUCUGGCACGGGCGACUAUCCCGCGGAGAUGCGUGCCGAACUCGGCGACCUGUUGCCCAAGUUCACAAAGGAACAGAGGCGUCGGAUCAACGGCAGCGCGGACUUCUUCGCCCUGAACCACUACGGCUCGAGUUGGGCCGCGAGCACCGACGAGGUGGAGAUGUCGUGGAACCCCCAGCGUGUCAACCAGUCUCACGACGGACUCAUGCGGGCGCAGUCCCCGUGGCUGUACGCGGCGCCCUGGGGGUUGCGGAAGCUCCUGAACCACGUCGAUGGCCGCUACCACCACCCAGAGAUCUACAUCACGGAGAGCGGGUGGUCUAUAGGGGCGGACAACGACACGGAAGGUGCUGAGGACCAGCAGAGGGUCGAGUACUACGCCAUGUACACGUCCGAGAUGCGGAAGGCGAUCUUUGAAGACGGCGUCGACGUUCGGGGGUAUUUUGCUUGGUCUUUCGUUGACAACUUCGAGUGGAGAGCAGGCUACGAGGAACGCUUCGGGAUCACCUUCCGCGAUUUUGGCUUCGGUGUCGACAGCAACGGGCCUAGUGAAGUCAUGUUGCAGCCCAGCGAAGGCAUUCAGGUGACCCGACGGAAGGAGUCGAGCUGCUGGCUGGAGCGGGUCUGGACCACCAACGGGCUGGUGGGCCCCGCCAAGACAGACUACGGUGGCUGCGUUGACUCCAGCGUCUUCGAGAACCGGUUCGUGGAGAUGACGCACCACUGCAGGCGGGAAAUCACCGUCGAUGCAGGCGGGCGCACGGGGCAAGUGACCGGCUUCGCUCCUGGCUCCGCCGACGGCGUUUGCCAUCGCUUGGGGGGCGACGUCGAAUGGCCCUUCCCAGGGACCGUGGCCCUCAUGGGAGGCACCAUCGUCGCCAACUACUCCGCGGCGGGCGGCUUCUCGAGGCUGGCCGGCUACUGGAGGGCCCAGCCGCCAGGCAUCCUUUGGGGCGACGGCAGCGAGUGGCUGGUGGAGGGCUCGAAGGCACUCCGAGAGUCCGAGUCUCGGGACGCCGUCUUCGUCAGGAAGCUGUAGGGGCCCGAGCGUCAAGCAGUGGCGAAGCGUCCUGGCUAGAUGCCAGGACGGUCGGUCCCUGCUCAAGAGCGGCAGUCGCGUGGACCCGGCGGCGUGGCGCCCCGGCCAGGCCGGGCGGCGCCCGCCGUGCCGCCCCUCCCGGCGGCGCAGGCUCCUGUGCGCCUGCGGUGCCGCGCAGCGCCUUUGAGACUCCGUGUCCCGAUUCGGUACGAACUGUAUGUUCAUGCCGUUUAUCUUCUUCUGUGAACACGGUCCGGCCUGUCCCCGCCUCUUGCAGCGUUCUCUUGCUCGCGGCCUUGCCGAUGACUUGGAGCCAGGGCAGUUUGCGCACAUCUUCCUGCCGAAUUCGCUGCGUGGCUCCACCUGGCCCUACGAGAAGACGGGUUGCUGGCCUCGGGGAGGCACGCGUUG